AUGUACCUGGUAAACCUUGCGGCGGUUGCCCUCUGCGCCAGUCUCGCGGCUGCAGCGCCGACGGGAUGCAACACGGCCAAGUACGUCACCGUUGACACGUCCAACGGUCCCAUUACUGGACAUCUGGCCGACAACUCACAGUGUGUCGUCGAGUAUCUGGGCAUUCCCUAUGCGAAGCCUCCGGUGGGCGAUCUGCGCUUUGCGCCGCCCCAGAGCUUCACCUCCAGGGAGCCGUACGAGGCCAAGAGCUUCGGCUUCGACUGCCCGCUUUCUCCCAGCAAGGCCGUGGACUAUCCGGGAAAGACGGCGCAGGCACAAGAUAUCAUUUCGUACUUUGCCAGCGCCGCCGGUACUCCCCAGAGCGAGGACUGUCUCACUCUGAAUAUCUGGUCCAAGGCGACGCCCAACUCUGCCAAGGCCAACAAGCCUGUCUUGGUCUUCUUCUACGGCGGACGAUUCGCCAUUGGUAACACCAACAGUCCUUUCUACAACGGCAAGUACUUUGCCGACGCUGAGGACAUUGUCGUCGUUACCGUCAACUACCGAAUCAACAUCUUCGGCUUCCCCGGCGCCCCUGGCGAGACUGCCAACCUGGGUCUCCGCGACCAGAGAGCUGCUGUCCAGUGGGUUCGCGACAACAUCUGGCGCUUCGGCGGCAACCCGGGCAAGAUUACCAUUGCUGGCCAGUCUUCUGGCGGUGUCGCCGUGGACUACUGGGCGUACGCCUACCAGAAGGACCCCAUUGUCAGCGGCAUCAUUGCUCCCUCCGGUGAUGCCUUCAGCUUCCCCGUGAACACUGCCAGCGUUCAGGAAAAGAACUGGAACGCAGUCGUCCUGGCCGUCGGCUGUACCGCUGCCUCCGACGUCAUGGCCUGCAUGCGCAAGGUCGACUGGGAGGUUAUCAAGACGGCAGCUGCAGCCAUCAGGCCUGCAAGCAGUUCCAGCGUUCUCCGAUCCAUUCCUCCUUUCUAUCCCAAGCCCGACAACGAGACCGUCUUCUCCGACUACGUCAGCCUCACCAAGGCUGGCAAGUUCGCCAAGCUUCCUAUUCUCUUCGGCCACAACAACAACGAAGAUGGGUACUACCGCAUUCCCGCAUACGGAAACGGAGGAGUCGUGCCUACCGAUGCCCAGGUCACAUCAUUCCUACUCGAGUCGUUCACCUGCCCAGUCUCUUACCAGGCCCAGGCACGCCGCAAUAAUGGCGUUGCUGCUUGGGCUUAUCGUUACAUGGCUGAUUGGGACAACACCCGCCUGUUCCCUACCAGCGGUGCCUACCACGGCGUGGACUUGCACAUGAUCUUUGGCGCUUCCGGCGACGUCAGCGGCAUUGCUCCUACCGCUGAGCAGAAGAAGCUCACUAAGAUUAUGCAAAAUGCCUGGUAUUCUUUCAGCGACAGCCCAUCUAAUGGCUUGUCAAAGCUCGGCUGGCCUCAGUUUAACGCCAAGGAAAAGUCCCUGAUUUUGCUUGGCAACAACACCAAGGCGAGAGUGGACUUUGUGAAGCCGUCAGUGUACGAUGCACCUUGUUCCACCAUUACUAUGGGUGCACUGGGAACAUCCGUUUAG
Molecule: messenger RNA, 1569 nt
Organism: Ilyonectria robusta
Lineage: Eukaryota; Fungi; Ascomycota; Sordariomycetes; Hypocreales; Nectriaceae
Product: Alpha/Beta hydrolase protein
Exons: 2
Coding region: 1-1569 (522 amino acids)
Source: RefSeq, a predicted model, not a curated record